Molecule: messenger RNA, 11646 nt
Organism: Acinonyx jubatus (cheetah)
Lineage: Eukaryota; Metazoa; Chordata; Mammalia; Carnivora; Felidae
Gene: ISM1
Product: isthmin 1
Exons: 6
Coding region: 6376-7704 (442 amino acids)
Biological process (GO): negative regulation of angiogenesis
Source: RefSeq, a predicted model, not a curated record
GGUUGAGUUCAAUUAGGAAAUGUUUAAAGCUGUAUGGGAUGGAGAGCAUAUGGUCAUGGGAGAUCGCUCAGUGGAAGCUAAAGAAACCAUAAUGGGAAUGGUCUUGAGCUUCUCUUGACACCCUUUUCUUAAUGGCAUGGUGGCCUCUGGGUUCUUGUUUCUGUGAUUAUUUGGUUUGGUGUAAAGGCAUUAGAUGAGGGAUGGGGUUACUUAGGUCUCACAAGGUGGGGUUGGCAGCAAUAGCUUGAGAUCCUUUAGUGUUCAGUGUGGUAUUGGUUAAGCUGGUAGUUAUACAGAACUCACCUGAUUCUAUCUACCUGGUUUUAUCAAAUACCUAUAUAGCACUUACUAUGAGCCAAGCACUUUUCUAAGCAUGUGAUGAAUGUUAAUUUAUUCAAUCCUCAAAACAACACCAUGAACAGGCACUAUUAUUAACUCUGUUUUACACUAUACAGUUAAAUAACUUGUCCAAGUCACACAAUUAGUAGAGGUAGAGGCAGGAUUUGAACCCUGGCUGCCUGGAUCCCAGAGUCCAUACUUUCAGUCUCUAUGACCACUAUGCCCCACAGUAGGUUCAGGCAAAAUUUCCUUUUUAAUUGUCAGAAAGAGCUCUUGCCUUGAAAAUCAGACCAUGGGUUUGAAUCCCUACUCUGCCACCAACCAGCUGUGGUCCUGGACACAGCAUUCAACUUCUGUCCUCUUCAGCUUUCUUAGUGGCCGGUUCCAUGCAGGCAUUCAGGGACUCAGACUGAUGGAGGCACUAUGUCUCCUUUAUAGUCCCAGCUUAGAAAUUACACACAUCACUUCUGUUCAUAUCAGUCAUACCUUGAUACAAGGUGGCUGGGAAAUUCAUUCCCUGGCGGCCUCCACUUUGGAGCAAGUGUACAUAUUUUUGGUGGACAGCUAACCAUCUCUGCCUUAUUACUCAAUGUGCCUUAUGCUUUGAGACUCUGUGUGUGCACUUCUGUGUACACUUGAGCCUGUGCUCUCAGCUUCAUGUCUUCUUCCUGCCUCACCUUUGGGUUUGUCUCAUUGCCUGACCAAUAAUUGACCAUUAAUUACCAUGCAGUCCAUGACUUCUCAGAAUAUAAGACAUGUAGUCAAGAAAAAACUUAGUCCUUGCCCAGCACCAAAACCUAAGGAAGAAAUUAAGCGUGCCCCAAAUUUCAAGCCACAGCCAUCACCUCUAAGCACUUAAUUGCGUUGUGAAUAUUUAUCCAGAUACUAAUCAGCAAAAGAUAGUUUAGGUAGAAGUUGCUAUAACCCAUUUAAUUGGGAAUACAGUUGGAUUGAAUUCACAGUAUUUCUGCAGUUAGAGUAGCAGGUGCAGUUUCCCCAAAAUAGUUAGAUGUUUGAAAGGAAGAUGGACUUAUUUUCUCAAUUAUCCAGAUUAUGUGUUUGCUUUAGUGGAAUGGAGAUAAGUCUCAAUGCUCAUGGAAUUUUCAGAAGGGAAUACUCAUCUAUUUACCACAGCGUCCAUGGAGGAGGGGUUGAUCCACCUGCAGGUGAGAGACAGAGCCCAUUAGCAGUUCAGAAAGGUCACACUCAUGGACAAACCCAAACUGUACUUUGCUGUCUUCCCCUUCACUCUCAGACAAGCAUGGUAAACUCAUGCAGAAAGAAAAUAUGCCUCAACCUUGUACUAAAUGCAAGCUCAUUUUCUUAGAAUGAAGUCUAUAUGAGCAGGAGAGCUGAUCCAGAACAGCUCAUCUCUGACUGGUUUGCAGGUGGCAGUCUCUCACCACAGUGAUGACUACAGGUCUCACCUAGGUGUCAAGCUCAAGUUCAGAGGCUCUGUUUCCCACUACUGUGGAAGAUGGAGGAUGUCAUUAUGAGGGGAAAAAGCCUUAGCUAAUAAAAACAGAAUGUGGUUACCUCCUUAGACAUUGUAUGUCCUUAUGUCCUGCAAGCUAUGUGGUAAGGCAGUUUUCUUGACUACAAGAAGACCAGCAAAAAGAAUUUAAUUACAAGUAAUCGCAUUCCAUGUAAAAACAUAUUUAAAAGGUUUAACAUGAAAGUUUAUUCCAUAGUUCACAGGCAUGAUAUUAGCUUUGCUACAUACUGCUGUAAUUCAAACACAAAUGUAGAGAGAAUAUAAUUUCUUAAAAAUCCCUUGGCCAAGUUUUUUUGUUAACUAUCAUUCAAGUAUUUUGGUGCCACAAAUGCAUUGGUGGGGUGAUGCAUUUUAUAUUGAGAGAAUACAUUCCCCUUACCAGGCUCCUAAAACCAAACUGCCAAUGCAAAAGUAAAAGAGGGCAAAAGGAAAGGUGUGUUUCACCUAAAUGUCAGAUUUAGAAGCAUCUGCCUUGCCUAGUAUGUAUGGCAUUAAUUUCCUGCUUGUUUUUCUAUUGGAAUGCCCCCCUGAGUUGCUUGAAAUUGAAAAUCAAGUCAUGUUUCCUUCAUCAGCUCUAGGAACCAGUGAAAAAAAGGGGGUGGUGGAGAGGUUUCUUUUUAUGAAAAGUUUCUAAAAUCCACAAAGCCUAGAAAAGAGACUGUGUACCACUUUGGGCCAUGAGGCUGGGAUUUUAAUCUCAAAGAGCAUUUGUCCCCCGCUAUCUCCACGCCAGUUAAGUAUCUUCCUCCCUGUAUUAGUUAUCUCUUAUUACAAAAUUUAGCAGCUUAAAAAAGACAUUUAUUAUCUCAGAUUUUCAGUGGGUCGGAAACUCAGGCACAGCUUAGCUGGGCACCUCUGAUGCAGGGUCACAAUCAAGUUUAUCAGACAGGACAACAGUCAUCUCAAGACAUGGCUGGAGGAGGACUGGCUUCCAGGUUUACUGACUUGCUUUUUGGCAAGAUUCAGUUUCUCAUGGGCUGUGAGCAGAGGGUGCCCAAAGCUCCAUGCCAGGGCCUCCCCAUAGAGGAUCUCAAAUACGGCAGCUCGCUUAAUCAGAGCAAACAGUGAGUAAAGCCAGAAAGACAUUGUGAGCAAGACAAAACCCAUGGUCUUUUGUAACCUAAUCUCAGUGACGUCCCAUCACUUUUGUCAUAUCCUAUUUGUUAGAAGCUAAGUUACGUGUUCCAUCCUACCCUCAAAGGAAUGGAAGAUUGCACAGAAGUGUGAAUUCCAGUAGAUGGGACCACUGAGGGCCCUUCAGAAGCUGCCUUCCACACUCCACUCCACAUGUAUCUGGGUCCCUGCCCAUUCCUAUUUGUCCCAGUAGAUAAUUCCCCUUCACUGUCUCGUGUGGUGAACUGGAUCCUUCUCACGAUCUCCUUAUUUUUCAUUCUGAUUUCUCUUGCCUAUUCAAAAUGUAACACUCACGUUAAUUUUCUUAAAAAUUGUUGUGCUCCAUAGCUUAAGAACCUCCAAUGGUUUCUCCUGUUCCUCGCCUCAGACCAGGUAUUGAGGAACUGCAUAUCUGGAAUUAAUCAACUUUUCUCACUCUUUGCUUUAUAGGCUGUAUUUGCAGCCAAAUUGGAUGCUUAUUUGUCCUUGUGCCCUCCCCAUGCUCUUUUGCCUCUCUGCUCAGACCAUUCCCUCGGCGAAUACUACCUUCCUCCCUCUUUCCAGCUGUGAAAAUUCUGGACAAGCCACAACAGUUUUUCUAUGAACUGUCAGGCCAUUUCUGAACCCUUAUAACAUUGUAACCUUAUAACAUUGUACAUUCAUUACGUGACGAUUGCAUUCUUCCUUAUAUAUAAUUAUCUGAGGGUGUGAAACAUCUCUACUCCCCCGCCUCUGCCUGCCAAAACAGGGUAAGGGUCUUAAGAGCAGACAUAGUAGCUUGCUUCUCUUUUAUACCCCCAGGGCACAUGGUGUAGCCCCUGCAUAUAGCACAUGUUCAAUGAAAUUUGCUCUGUCCAUUAGUAUGUGCUUUCCGAAAUGCCUUCACUGUAUUUGGGAAGACAAAGUGAGUGUUUUUAUUUUCAUUUCAUAGAUGAGGAAACUGACACCCAGAAAAUUGACCUACUUGAUGACAAUGACAGAGCCCCAAUUAAGUUCCCAAGUUCCAAUGCCCUGACCUAUAAGAAGGAAAUGACUAAUUCGGGCUUCUCCAUUCAGAUCUGAUUUUUUCUUUUAAAUGUAAAACUACUUAGCUUGACCUGAUUUUUUUAGUGAGAUGAUUCACAGUCACUCAACAACCCCUGGAUUGUAAUAAAUGUUUUAUUCUUUUGAGUUUUUUAACCAUCCCAGGGCAAAGGAGGAAGUAGAACAGAGAUUUUUUAAAUAAAUAAAUAAAAGACCAUCAGGAGUAGGAGGGGGCCCUGAAUCUGCAAUUUCUUGUUCCUCCAUGAAUUAACCUUUCCAACUUACCCCAAAAAGCAGCAUCAGAAACACUGUGCUUUUAAAUGUCACCGUGUGUGUGUGUGUGUGUGUGUGUGUGUGUGUGUGUAUGUGUGUGUUGCUGUCCCUUGAUUCACUUCUGACUAUGUGAUGAAGUAAGUUAUCAUGCAGCUUGUAGUUUGCACAGGUCAAGAGGGUUCCAGUGACCCGAGAGACUUUGCCAGAUGCCUUGGCUGGAACCACAGGCAUUUCUGUCAGGAAAAGUGGUAUAUGCAGUGUGUGUGUGUGUGUGUGUGUGUGUGUGUGUGUGUGUGUGUGUGUGUAGGAGGAGGAGCAACUUAAAAGAGAGACUCAGGCAUGAAGGGUAAUUAUUUCUCAAAACCCACUAUCCAGACCUCUGUAGGCAAUAUUCUGAAUUCAAAAUGACUUUCAGCCAAGUCAUGUUUGCACCUGGGAACUGUGAAAAAUAUUGAAAGCUUCAUAAAGGAGAUGUAACUUGACCAUGACAGGAAGUGACUUACAGCCCCAGAGGCUCAGAUGUAUUGACAUAAGGUAGUGAAGUAGGAAAGAAUUAUGUUUUUUCAAAAAGUCAGAUCUUGGUUUCUCUUUUAUCUCAGUAUAAUGUGUGUGUCCUAGAAUAAAACUCCCUAACCACAGUGCAAAAAUGACUUUCAUGCAACAGGCAUUGUCUGAAUCCUUUGCUUUGGUGGGUCUGAUACUGAUGAAAGUCAGAAUUUCCUCUAUGACUUCUUCAUCCUGCAUCAGUAUUGUGGUUUCCAAAUACUGUAUGAACCUGAAUUUCCAAGUUUCAGGUGGGCCAUGUAGUUGAUGGCAGCAGCAAAAAGUGUUGAAGGAAUUCGCUACUUGAGAUUAAGGCUAUGGUGCCCUAUUCAUAUUAGUAAUUUCUUUGUUCGUGAAUUGUCAGAAACCUUUAUUCUCUAGCAUUUAAUCCCUUGGUUCUACUUUAAGAACAUUUCUUGUUUCUCCACUUGAAUUAGCAGUCUAACGUCCAGCAGCAGGUGAUUAUCCAAAAAGCUGAGGGGAACUGCCCAUAGCUGGUGGGGGAACUGACUCAGAGAAGCCAUGAUCAGCUGGAAAAUUUGAUAUAAUUUUGACAAGUUGGUGGGCCAUUCAUCUUAGCAGUGAGGUGUCUACACUCUGUAGAAAGCAACUUUAUUUUAUGUAACAUUGUGCCUGACAUACUGCUUUGAGGUCAAUCUCAGAAGGGUCUUAGGUUUAGCCAAAGCAUGCUUCAUCAUUUCCCAGCAGGUGACUUCAUAAUACGUGAGACCAUUGAACUUCACCCCUUGAGCCAGGUGCCAUAACACUAAUUUCUACCAGUGUUCCUCCCGUGUUCCCUACAGUGAACUGCACUAAUUUUGUUUCUCCUUUCAGCCCACCUCUCUCCCCUUUCUGUGCGCUGAUCCCAGUGUUAGAGUAACAACUUCAGAUAUCCUGAAGGGAUGACUUUGAUGCCAUUCCUCUGAUCCCACAAGAUGUUUCCCUGUUCUGUGUUACCAGCUGUUUGGGAGGGGGGGGGGGAAGUGCAAUAAAUAUAUAUUUAUCCACAAAGCAUAGCUCUGGCUUUGAAUUUACCGUGAAGAUACAAGUGGAAGAUAGGGUGAAAGUAUAUGAUAUAAGGAAGAGAGUUGAUAAACAUGAAAUUGGUAGAAAGGGCUGCUAUUUCUGAAGCUGCUUAUAUAGGAGAGAGAGCUGUUUAUACUUGGGUGAGAUUGACUACACACGACGGUCCAAAUUCUGGCCCUAAGUACAUGUGGUCAGCCCAUGAGCCCUGGAAAGAAUCUGACUUUGCCUUUAUCCAAAUAUUAGUCAUUGCUGGGUGGAUUUUUUUUAGGAUGAUUUUUGAAAAGAUAAACAAAAUAAGGACACAAAGACCUAGAAGAAAAGCCAGGUCUUACAGGGGACAGGGCUUCUAAUGAUCUUCCACUCUCCCCACCAUCAAGAGGUACCAUAACAGGUAUGAGUGAGGGUGAGUGUUGAGCCUGCCCAUUUCAUAGGUGGACCAGGGCUUGGGAGCUGGUGCAGCCAGUCCAGGCCCAGCGCCUCCUGCCUCCUCAUUUCUGGUUCUGCCCAGCAGACUGGCUGCUGCCUCCAGAUGGGAAGAAGAGCAGGCCAACUUGAACCCCUCCAUGCUGAGUGGAUGGAUGCGGCAGGACCACACGGAGGCCAUUCUUCUCCAGCAAAGCAGUGAUGUGUUCCAGAAUAACCUCCACGUGGAAACUGACUCUACAUCAGAAACCAGCUUUUCUCUCUCCAAAGAAGCACCAGGGGAGCAUCUGGACCACCAGGCUGCACACCAACCCUUCCCCAGACAGCGAUUCCGGCAAGACGCUGGGCACCCUUCCCUACAAAGAGAUGGCCCCAGAUCCUUUCUCCUUGAUCUACCAAACUUUCCAGAUCUUUCCAAAGCUGAUAUAAAUGGGCAGAAUCCAAAUAUCCAGGUCACCAUAGAGGUGGUGGAUGGUCCUGACUCUGAAGCAGAUAAAGAUCAGCAUCCAGAGAAUAAGCCCAGCUGGUCAGUCCCGUCCCCUGACUGGAGGGCCUGGUGGCAGAGGUCCUUGUCCCUGACGAGGGCCAACAGCGGGGACCAAGACUAUAAGUACGACAGUACCUCAGACGACAGCAACUUCCUCAACCCCCCCAGGGGGUGGGACCGUCCAGCCCCAGGCCACCGGACUUUUGAAACCAAAGACCAGCCAGAAUAUGAUUCCACAGAUGGUGAGGGCGACUGGAGUCUCUGGUCUGUCUGCAGUGUCACCUGUGGGAAUGGCAACCAGAAACGGACUAGGUCUUGUGGCUACGCAUGUACCGCAACAGAAUCUAGGACAUGUGAUCGUCCAAACUGCCCAGGAAUCGAAGACACCUUCAGGACAGCUGCCACCGAAGUGAGUCUGCUUGCAGGAAGCGAGGAGUUUAACGCCACCAAGCUGUUUGAAGUUGACACGGACAGCUGCGAGCGAUGGAUGAGCUGCAAAAGUGAGUUCUUAAAGAAGUACAUGCACAAGGUGAUCAAUGACCUGCCCAGCUGCCCCUGCUCCUACCCCACAGAGGUGGCCUACAGCACGGCGGACAUCUUUGACCGCAUUAAGCGCAAGGACUUCCGCUGGAAGGACGCCAGUGGGCCCAAAGAGAAGCUAGAGAUCUACAAGCCCACGGCCCGGUACUGCAUUCGCUCCAUGCUGUCCUUGGAGAGCACCACGCUGGCCGCCCAGCACUGUUGCUAUGGCGACAACAUGCAGCUCAUCACCAGGGGCAAAGGGGCUGGGACGCCCAACCUUAUCAGCACUGAGUUCUCAGCUGAGCUCCACUACAAGGUGGACAUCUUGCCCUGGAUCAUCUGCAAGGGUGACUGGAGCAGAUACAACGAGGCCCGGCCUCCCAACAAUGGACAGAAGUGCACAGAGAGCCCCUCGGAUGAAGAUUACAUUAAGCAGUUCCAAGAGGCCAGGGAGUAUUAAGGAGAUGCCACCUCGGGUAUUUGUGACACAAAUGCACUACACUGAUCUACCGCUUGGGCAGCGCCCCUCUUAUCCGCAUACAUGUAUAUUUGUAUAUACCACAUGGGUAUUUUUCAUAAAUUACACUAGGGGUGUGCACCAGCCCCAGGUGACUGCCAUCUGAAGCCACCUUGCCAUCUGAAAUGCCCACAGAGCUCCUUGAAAUUCCUCCAAGGGGUGAUGUCAGCAGGAGGAUGAGGACAAAGAAGCCAGAAGAACCUGGAAGCCAUAGUGGGUGAGAUUCAACUCACACCCCGAUCCAAUGUUUUCUAGAGAAGCAAAGAGGAAAAGACUGAGUUGUAAACGUUAUGAGCAGUUUUUAUAUAUAACUUAUUUAAUAUGAAUGUGACUUAAGCAUAAACUUUUUCGCUGGAGUUGUGAAACUGUUUAAUCCCUUCUGUGAGAGUUCAGACAGGGGCUUCCGGAGGUGGGAGAGAAAGGGAAUUUUGUAAUGAUUUAAAAAAAGAAAAACUAAAUAACUCAACAUAAGUGUAUCAAAAUAAGAAACGGCCACCUAAAAACAAAUAUUCUUUAGUCCUGAGGGACCUUGCUGGAGUCUCAGCUUCCAAAAUGCCCUUGCCUAAGAUUGAAUAGGGGGUGGGGGGCACAUGGGUAUUUGAGGGACAAAUCUGAUGACUGGUUUUAAAUAGGCUUUAAAAGGCCAAUAUUAGCAUAAUGCUAUAAUUCUACUGAAAGGCUUCAGAGUAGGAGACGUUCUGCUCAUGUCUUAGUAGGUUCAGAAGGCUGCAGGAAGGGCAGAUGUAAAAAUAGUAGCACUUUUCCAAAGAAAAACAAGCAAAAUAAAUGGUAAAAGAAUAUAAACCUCAUUUCAUCUAUUUUAUUUUAAUACCAUCGUAACAUUUUUUUUCUCCACCAAUAUAUUCCCAGUAAAUACAUAUAAAAAGAGUAGGGGGACUCAUGUUUAGAAAAAAAAACUAAUUUUUUUAUGUUUUAAGAAAGGGGAAAAAACUACGUUAUUUUUGUAAAGUAUUUAUUGAGUCACUGAGUCUUGUGCUUCAAGCAAUUACCUGGUUCUGUAGUGUGGAACUUAGGACAAAUAAAGAAUUUGUUCUUAUGAAAUCUUUACUUGCAAAACUCCAGGAAAAGAGAAUAUAUAAUAAAAUCAUAAUAAAAUGUGUUACCUGCAAUAAAUGUGCUACCUGCCAAUAUUUAUGAUACAAAUACCAUAAAUAAUCCUGGUAAGCCCUGGACUCCAAGGCAGGGGGAGAGGAAGGUCUAAACCAGGUGGGAAUAAAAGGCUCAUUGAUUGAUGUGAUGGUGGGUGGUAUAACUCAGCAUCUUUGGCACCAAGAACGUCAGCCCAGUCCCCAGGAAGCUGAAGUCAUUGACCCACAGGUAAGUUUUUGCCUCCUCAGAGCUAAGAAGGAGCUAAGAAAACCAAGCCAGAGGAAAGGUUUAAGACAGUCCAGGUGAGCAGGGCUGCUUCCAGACAAAAUUCAGAAAUUACAGUAGCAAGUAGAACUAAUCAUGCAGAUUAUUCCUUUUACAGAUGAGAAAACCAAAACUCUGGGGGGAGGGGGGGGAAAUAUAUCACACUGGACCCAACUUUCUUUUCCUAGCCUAUUGACAUCUGAAGGAAUUUUAGGUAACUGAACUGGUAGGGAGAGAAUCAAUACACCUAUAUAUCAGGGAAGCAGAUUUGGUUUCUAUAAUAGGGAAACUAUUUUUGCAAAGAGAGUUGGUUGCAUUGGAUUGCAUUACUUUUGAGGUGGUGAGUUCCCUGUUGAGACAGGUAUUCAAGCAGAGACUGGAAAUGAAGCACAUGAGAAACUCAACCAAAUGAGGAGAGAAAAAAACGUAUAAUAGCCCUCUGAUAAAUGUUUUAUUAAGGAUAAAUGCAAAGUACUAUGGGAAAACAGAGGCAGGAAUCAGGUAAGUACCUUCGAGUCCAAUGGAGGUGUGGUAUUUCAUAAAGCAAAGAGGGAGGGAGAAAUGGAGGCAUUUGGAGUCAGAAAAAAAGAACAAAAACAAGGAAUUAGGAAUGAGCUUGGUGUUUCCCAAAGGCUAGUAUGUUUAGAAUGAUAAGCAGAGGAACAAGAGUGGUAAGUUAUGGAGCCAUAUCUAAGGUGUCUUUAUUAAGGAUUUAGCCUGGAAGACAAAAAGGAACAGAGCUCUUUCCUACUACAGUGAGAAUGACUGAUAUGAGCAAUGUUUGCAAUGGGCUCUUUGCCUUUUCAUAUCAGACUUUGCUGACCUAGUGAAAUGAGAGUUGGAAGGUGAGGUGAAAUGGGAGCAGAGAGGUCCCCGGGCUUUUUGCCUACUGAAUACAUCCCUACUCUCCAGUACAAGUUAGUGUCACACCUCUGGAAAUUUGUGGAACUAUGGUCUGCCUCUAAUCAGGAUAAUCUAGUUGUCAGUCCCAAAGCCAAUGAGUGAUGCUCAGAAAGCCAGACCCCUCUGCUCAGCUAUCUAAUAAGACAAGGCAACCUUGUCUGAUUCAGCACAGGGCUUCAAGCCAGCCCCUUGGUAGCCCCAAGUAAUUCUCUCCUUCGAAGUGGAGCAUGUGCUCAAGGGCCAACUUUGCCUGCAGCAGAGAAGGCUGCACCUUCAACAACAGCACCUGUAAAUAUGACCCUCAACAAGUGCUCUACAAAUGACUUUCAUCAAAUUUCUUGCUCCUUUGCUGGAAAAAGAGUCCUUUUUCUAAUCACUGGGCCUCCUGGGUGCCAUGUGAGCAAGCCAAUAGUGGCAAACAGAGAUGCCCAAGGCCCUCUAGUGGCUGCACAUGGGAAAGUUGAGAAAGAGAACAGGGACAACGGAACUUUCUCUUUGGCCCCAUUACAGUUGUCCACCAUGAUUACAGGCUCUGGGGUGUUUCUGCCUGUGUAGCUCAGCGGCCAAGAGGAUAGAGUUCUCCAGCCUAACAUCAGGGAUCAAAGAAUAGGUACUAUACUAGCCACCCUUUCCUGAGCACACACUUUGUGCCUCUGUGCAGCUCACAUUAACAUGGGAGGCAAGCAUAGUGCAUCACAUCCAUUUUACAGAUGAGGAAAAAGAAGCCCAACCAGGUUAGCAAAGUUGCCCAAAGUCAUAAAUGCUCCAUAAAUGGCAGAGCCAGCUGAAGCCAGUUCUUUCUAAUCACCAACCCAACAUUUGUAACCUUAACCCUUGUUCUACUCUCUUCCUAAGUCUUCACAGCACUCACAGGAUCAGUUUGGUGUUUGUUUGUUUUUCUCUAACUCACUCUGCCUUUACUUGAAUUGUUCAAAUCUGCCAAAUGUCCCUGCAUCAGCCCUUAUGAUAUCUCACAUUGGAGACAGAGUAUCUGGCUUUAUUUCUACAUAUUCUGCUCGGUUCUGUCAUUCUGUAAGAGGAUGCUUGCUCCUAUAGCAGAGCCCUUGCUCCAGUUGGGUCAGUAACAGAACUCAACAUUUCUAGCAAACUUACUGCAAGCAAACCCCAUGCUGUUGCCUGUUGGGUAGGCCUCAGAGGCAGGUGUUGUGUCUCUUACUUUUCUACACUCUCAGCUCCUAGCACUGCCCCUGGCAGAUGUCAGACAAUGUGCAGAGGGCUUAAAAAUUUGAAGGUUGAGUCAAACUUCCUGGAUUCUAGUCCUGGCUUCCACAAUUGCCUGUUGGGUACCACUGGAUAGAUUAAUCAGCCUCUAUGCAUUUCAGUUCCUCAUACAGUUGUUAUGAGAAUGAAAUAAGAGCCAUGAAGUUCUUGGAGCCUGUCAGAUGCAAUGAAGUUUGGACAUUGGGAUUUAGUCACUUGAAAAAUGUAUAUUGAACAUCUCCCAGUUGCCCAGCAUUGUUCCAGAUGCCAGAGAUAAAACAGUAUACAAAUACAGAUACUCCUGUUGGAGGGCAGACUGCUGAAAAAUAAAGACAUAAUCUGAGAUAAUGAUAAGUGAUAUAAAGAAGAAUAAAUUAUUUGAUUACA